Knipowitschia caucasica is the source of this 6369-nucleotide messenger RNA. The record is from the annotation of a GenBank genome assembly. NCBI's taxonomy places the organism in Eukaryota, Metazoa, Chordata, Actinopteri, Gobiiformes, Gobiidae.
AUGAACUCUGAGCCGAAGAGUCGUGUGAAGCCGUCAUCCUGUGUGUGUUUCUCCUCCCUCACACCUUGCUUAGCUCUGGGUCCAGGAGAGGGUCCAGGGGAGGGUCCGGGGGAGGGUCUGUGGGGGUCUGUGGGGGUCCGAGGGGGUCUGGAGGUCAGCACAGAGACCACAGACCUGGGACUGGGGGCAGUGGUGGACGACCUCGGGCCCCUGCACUUCUCCCUGGGCGGCCCCGACCCCUCCUGCUCCUCCCCCAAUGCGAGCUGGCUUCGCUACAUCCGCUGUGCGCCGAGCUUCCAGCAGCAGAACAUGGUGGCCUGUCACCUGACGGGGGACCAGCGAUAUAACCGCAUGAAAAAGUACAACAUGACCCUUCCUGACGCUGUACUGGCUUUCAAGUUCCUGGACACGGCAUGUCUGGAGGAGAAAAGCAGACAGCUGGCAUUGACUGCGUGUACGGAGCUGACUUUUGCAUCAAUGAAGUCCGCAUUAAAACGCAUAUUCGGAGGAAAAACAGCAUGUGGGACAAACGCCAUCGAGGAGAUUCAACAUGGUGCAUUUUUCACGGAGCAACGGCCCAAUGUGAAAUUCAAACGUAGCAAUGGCUCGUCCCAGAGCGGAUAUCAGCGGCAGCAGCAAGGAACGAAUCCAUUUGACAAUUUAGCCACGCAUCUGCAGAAAGACUUCAGAAGCUCAUUCAAAGCUCUGGAAACACUGAUCAAGACUGCCCCAUCAUUCCUGCAGGAGAUCAUUCGUGACUGUGAGAUCUGCCAAAGAUACAGCAGGUCCAAGCCAAAGCCUGCUGUUGGUCUGCCAUUAGCCUCACAGUACAAUGAGACAGUGGCUAUGGAUCUUCAUGAGCUGGAGCCUGGCGUAUGGUACCUCCACAUGAUCGAUCAUUUUACACGUUUCAGCGCUGGAAACAUUGUGAGGACCAAGAAACCUUCGGAGAUAGUCAACUCGUUCAUUCACUCGUGGAUAAGUGUCCACGGCGCACCAAAACGGAUCUACACAGACAACGGCGGGGAGUUUAACAAUGCGGAGAUACGAGACAUGGCAGAGAACUUCAAUAUUGAGACUAAGACAACAGCUGGAUACAGUCCCUGGAGCAACGGACUGUUGGAGAGACACAACAUGACACUAACUGAAAUCCUUCUAAAGGAUGAGGUUCUCGAGCUCGUCGGCCGAGCGCAGGAGAAAGGCGGCGGACUCCCUGUAGCCUGCGAUCAGCUGACGCACGGCCCCUUCGCGGAGCUGCAGACGGACAUCCAGGAGCUCACCAACGACAUGGACGGAGUCAAGAUCCCCUUUUUGGAAUAUCGUAACUACACGAUGAGAGUCAUGUUCCCGGGAAUCGAGGAGCACCCGGUCCUCAAGGAACUGGAUUCUCCUGCUAACGUGGAGAAGGCGCUGCGUCUGUUCUCUCAACUCCUGAACAAUAAGAUGUUUUUGUUGACGUUCAUCCACACGCUGGAAGGUCAAAGGUCCUUCUCCAUGAGGGACCGCGGGAACGUGGCGUCGCUGCUCAUGGCCGCGCUGCAGGGUCGAAUGGAAUAUGCGACUGUGGUUCUGAAGCAACUUUUGGCCGAUCUGAUCGAGAAGAAUCUAGAGAACAAGAACCAUCCCAAACUGCUGCUCCGCCGGACUGAGUCUGUGGCUGAGAAGAUGCUGACGAACUGGUUCACUUUCCUCCUGCAUCGCUUCCUAAAGGAGUGUGCUGGAGAGCCCCUGUUCAUGCUGUACUGUGCCAUAAAGCAGCAGAUGGAGAAGGGGCCGAUAGACGCCAUCACGGGGGAGGCUCGCUACUCCCUCAGCGAGGACAAGCUCAUCCGACAGCAGCUCGACUACAAACAACUGCGCGGUCCUCUCUCCCCCUGUCCCUCUCUCCUCCUGGUCCUCUCCUCCUGUUCCUCCCGGUCCUCUCCUUGCCGCUGCCCUCUCUCCUCCUGCUCCUCCUGGUCCUCUCCCCCUGUCCCUCUCUCGUCCUGGUCCUCUCCUCCUGCUCCUCCUGGUCCUCUCCCCAGUCCCUCUCUCGUCCUGGUCCUCUCCUCCUGCUCCUCCUGGUCCUCUCCCCAGUCCCUCUCUCCUCCUGCUCCUCCUGGUCCUCUCCCCAGUCCCUCUCUCGUCCUGGUCCUCUCCUCCUGCUCCUCCUGGUCCUCUCCUCGCCGCUGCCCUCUCUCCUCCUGCUCCUCCUGGUCCUCUCCCCCUGUCCCUCUCUCCUCCUGCUCCUCCUGGUCCUCUCCUCAGUCCCUCUCUCGUCCUGGUCCUCUCCUCCUGCUCCUCCUGGUCCUCUCCCCAGUCCCUCUCUCGUCCUGGUCCUCUCCUCCUGCUCCUCCUGGUCCUCUCCUUGCCGCUGCCCUCUCUCCUCCUGCUCCUCCUGGUCCUCUCCCCCUGUCCCUCUCUCCUCCUGCUCCUCCUGGUCCUCUCCCCCUGUCCCUCUCUCCUCCUGCUCCUCCUGGUCCUCUCCCCUUGUCCCUCUCUCCUCCUGCUCCUCCUGGUCCUCUCCUCAGUCCCUCUCUCGUCCUGGUCCUCUCCUCCUGCUCCUCCUGGUCCUCUCCCCAGUCCCUCUCUCGUCCUGGUCCUCUCCUCCUGCUCCUCCUGGUCCUCUCCUUGCCGCUGCCCUCUCUCCUCCUGCUCCUCCUGGUCCUCUCCCCUUGUCCCUCUCUCCUCCUGCUCCUCCUGGUCCUCUCCUCAGUCCCUCUCUCGUCCUGGUCCUCUCCUCCUGCUCCUCCUGGUCCUCUCCUUGCCGCUGCCCUCUCUCCUCCUGCUCCUCCUGGUCCUCUCCCCUUGUCCCUCUCUCCUCCUGCUCCUCCUGGUCCUCUCCUCAGUCCCUCUCUCGUCCUGGUCCUCUCCUCCUGCUCCUGCUGGUCCUCUCCCCAGUCCCUCUCUCGUCCUGGUCCUCUCCUCCUGCUCCUCCUGGUCCUCUCCUUGCCGCUGCCCUCUCUCCUCCUGCUCCUCCUGGUCCUCUCCCCCUGUCCCUCUCUCCUCCUGCUCCUCCUGGUCCUCUCCCCCUGUCCCUCUCUCCUCCUGCUCCUCCUGGUCCUCUCCCCUUGUCCCUCUCUCCUCCUGCUCCUCCUGGUCCUCUCCUCAGUCCCUCUCUCGUCCUGGUCCUCUCCUCCUGCUCCUCCUGGUCCUCUCCCCAGUCCCUCUCUCGUCCUGGUCCUCUCCUCCUGCUCCUCCUGGUCCUCUCCUUGCCGCUGCCCUCUCUCCUCCUGCUCCUCCUGGUCCUCUCCCCUUGUCCCUCUCUCCUCCUGCUCCUCCUGGUCCUCUCCUCAGUCCCUCUCUCGUCCUGGUCCUCUCCUCCUGCUCCUCCUGGUCCUCUCCUCAGUCCCUCUCUCGUCCUGGUCCUCUCCUCCUGCUCCUCCUGGUCCUCUCCUUGCCGCUGCCCUCUCUCCUCCUGCUCCUCCUGGUCCUCUCCCCUUGUCCCUCUCUCCUCCUGCUCCUCCUGGUCCUCUCCUCAGUCCCUCUCUCGUCCUGGUCCUCUCCUCCUGCUCCUCCUGGUCCUCUCCCCAGUCCCUCUCUCGUCCUGGUCCUCUCCUCCUGCUCCUCCUGGUCCUCUCCUUGCCGCUGCCCUCUCUCCUCCUGCUCCUCCUGGUCCUCUCCCCUUGUCCCUCUCUCCUCCUGCUCCUCCUGGUCCUCUCCUCAGUCCCUCUCUCGUCCUGGUCCUCUCCUCCUGCUCCUCCUGGUCCUCUCCCCAGUCCCUCUCUCGUCCUGGUCCUCUCCUCCUGCUCCUCCUGGUCCUCUCCUUGCCGCUGCCCUCUCUCCUCCUGCUCCUCCUGGUCCUCUCCCCCUGUCCCUCUCUCCUCCUGCUCCUCCUGGUCCUCUCCCCCUGUCCCUCUCUCCUCCUGCUUCUCCUGGUCCUCUCCCCUUGUCCCUCUCUCCUCCUGCUCCUCCUGGUCCUCUCCUCAGUCCCUCUCUCGUCCUGGUCCUCUCCUCCUGCCCCUCCUGGUCCUCUCCCCAGUCCCUCUCUCGUCCUGGUCCUCUCCUCCUGCUCCUCCUGGUCCUCUCCUUGCCGCUGCCCUCUCUCCUCCUGCUCCUCCUGGUCCUCUCCCCUUGUCCCUCUCUCCUCCUGCUCCUCCUGGUCCUCUCCUCAGUCCCUCUCUCGUCCUGGUCCUCUCCUCCUGCUCCUCCUGGUCCUCUCCUUGCCGCUGCCCUCUCUCCUCCUGCUCCUCCUGGUCCUCUCCCCUUGUCCCUCUCUCCUCCUGCUCCUCCUGGUCCUCUCCUCAGUCCCUCUCUCGUCCUGGUCCUCUCCUCCUGCUCCUCCUGGUCCUCUCCCCAGUCCCUCUCUCGUCCUGGUCCUCUCCUCCUGCUCCUCCUGGUCCUCUCCUUGCCGCUGCCCUCUCUCCUCCUGCUCCUCCUGGUCCUCUCCCCUUGUCCCUCUCUCCUCCUGCUCCUCCUGGUCCUCUCCUCAGUCCCUCUCUCGUCCUGGUCCUCUCCUCCUGCUCCUCCUGGUCCUCUCCCCAGUCCCUCUCUCGUCCUGGUCCUCUCCUCCUGCUCCUCCUGGUCCUCUCCUUGCCGCUGCCCUCUCUCCUCCUGCUCCUCCUGUCCUCUCCCCUUGUCCCUCUCUCCUCCUGCUCCUCCUGGUCCUCUCCUCAGUCCCUCUCUCGUCCUGGUCCUCUCCUCCUGCUGCUCCUGGUCCUCUCCUUGCCGCUGCCCUCUCUCCUCCUGCUCCUCCUGGUCCUCUCCCCUUGUCCCUCUCUCCUCCUGCUCCUCCUGGUCCUCUCCUCAGUCCCUCUCUCGUCCUGGUCCUCUCCUCCUGCUCCUCCUGGUCCUCUCCCCAGUCCCUCUCUCGUCCUGGUCCUCUCCUCCUGCUCCUCCUGGUCCUCUCCUUGCCGCUGCCCUCUCUCCUCCUGCUUCUCCUGGUCCUCUCCCCUUGUCCCUCUCUCCUCCUGCUCCUCCUGGUCCUCUCCUCAGUCCCUCUCUCGUCCUGGUCCUCUCCUCCUGCUCCUCCUGGUCCUCUCCCCAGUCCCUCUCUCGUCCUGGUCCUCUCCUCCUGCUCCUCCUGGUCCUCUCCUUGCCGCUGCCCUCUCUCCUCCUGCUCCUCCUGGUCCUCUCCCCCUGUCCCUCUCUCCUCCUGCUCCUCCUGGUCCUCUCCCCCUGUCCCUCUCUCCUCCUGCUUCUCCUGGUCCUCUCCCCUUGUCCCUCUCUCCUCCUGCUCCUCCUGGUCCUCUCCUCAGUCCCUCUCUCGUCCUGGUCCUCUCCUCCUGCUCCUCCUGGUCCUCUCCCCAGUCCCUCUCUCGUCCUGGUCCUCUCCUCCUGCUCCUCCUGGUCCUCUCCUUGCCGCUGCCCUCUCUCCUCCUGCUCCUCCUGGUCCUCUCCCCCUGUCCCUCUCUCCUCCUGCUCCUCCUGGUCCUCUCCCCCUGUCCCUCUCUCCUCCUGCUUCUCCUGGUCCUCUCCCCUUGUCCCUCUCUCCUCCUGCUCCUCCUGGUCCUCUCCUCAGUCCCUCUCUCGUCCUGGUCCUCUCCUCCUGCUCCUCCUGGUCCUCUCCCCAGUCCCUCUCUCGUCCUGGUCCUCUCCUCCUGCUCCUCCUGGUCCGCUCCUUGCCGCUGCCCUCUCUCCUCCUGCUCCUCCUGGUCCUCUCCCCUUGUCCCUCUCUCCUCCUGCUCCUCCUGGUCCUCUCCUCAGUCCCUCUCUCGUCCUGGUCCUCUCCUCCUGCUCCUCCUGGUCCUCUCCUUGCCGCUGCCCUCUCUCCUCCUGCUCCUCCUGGUCCUCUCCCCCUGUCCCUCUCUCCUCCUGCUCCUCCUGGUCCUCUCCCCCUGUCCCUCUCUCCUCCUGCUUCUCCUGGUCCUCUCCCCUUGUCCCUCUCUCCUCCUGCUCCUCCUGGUCCUCUCCUCAGUCCCUCUCUCGUCCUGGUCCUCUCCUCCUGCUCCUCCUGGUCCUCUCCCCAGUCCCUCUCUCGUCCUGGUCCUCUCCUCCUGCUCCUCCUGGUCCGCUCCUUGCCGCUGCCCUCUCUCCUCCUGCUCCUCCUGGUCCUCUCCCCUUGUCCCUCUCUCCUCCUGCUCCUCCUGGUCCUCUCCUCAGUCCCUCUCUCGUCCUGGUCCUCUCCUCCUGCUCCUCCUGGUCCUCUCCUUGCCGCUGCCCUCUCUCCUCCUGCUCCUCCUGGUCCUCUCCCCUUGUCCCUCUCUCCUCCUGCUCCUCCUGGUCCUCUCCUCAGUCCCUCUCUCGUCCUGGUCCUCUCCUCCUGCUCCUCCUGGUCCUCUCUCAGCCCCUCAUAACCCACAAAGACAUUUGAAAGAUUUGCCGCAGGAUCUGGCAACGCGGCGCAGAGAAGGACCUCCUUGUCUGCGCCGCAACAAGAGCCGCAACAAGAGCCGCAACAAGAGCCGCAACAAGAGCUGCUUUAUCCACAAAGAGAGAGUAUUAGAAUAA